Schistocerca gregaria is the source of this 1467-nucleotide messenger RNA. RefSeq lists its product as uncharacterized. The transcript has 10 exons. Bases 119 to 1261 code for a protein of 380 amino acids. NCBI's taxonomy places the organism in Eukaryota, Metazoa, Arthropoda, Insecta, Orthoptera, Acrididae. Gene Ontology annotation, molecular function: oxidoreductase activity. The record is from RefSeq and is a predicted model, not a curated record.
AUUUCCAGUUUUGUCAACGUAUAUGUUUGGUGCCUGCAAGGCCUUUGUCUUGUUAGUAGUGUUGGUUAUUGAAAAUAAAAUAACUGUGUGAUACGGGUUGGCAGGCCCGCAGGUAGCGAUGGCUAUGGUGACGCGACGCUGGCUGUCAUCAGCAGCCUCUGCGAAGUCGUCGGGGAAAGGUCUCGUCGUGCCGGUGGCGGAAGUACACCGCUUCAUCGUGGACUGUUUGAAGGCUGUGGGUACCUGCACAGACAAGGCGUGCGUCCAGGCAGACGUGCUAGUCGCCGCCGACUACAGGGGACACUUCAGCCAUGGCAUGAACAGGCUCGAGAUGUACGUGAAGGACGUAAAGAAUGGAACAUGCAUGCCCAAUGCCGAGCCAUGUGUUCUGAAUGAUACGCCAUCAACAGCGUGGGUGGAUGGCAACAACGGACUGGGCGCAAUCGUUGGCAACUACUGCACCCACAUGGCCAUCCAGAAGGCCAAGCAGACCGGGAUAGGAUGGGUCACUGCCAAAUGUUCUAAUCACUAUGGAAUAGCUGCUUUUUAUGCUGAACAAGCACUACAGGAAGGAAUGCUGGGUAUGACUUUUACAAACACAUCACCACUGAUGGCACCAACUCGUGCAAAGCAGGCAGCCCUGGGUACAAAUCCAUUGGCACUGGCAGCUCCAGGAACUGGAGGGGAUAGUAUCAUUAUUGAUAUGGCCACAACUGCUGUCGCUGUGGGAAAGAUUGAAUUCCAGCGGCGUAAAAAAGCACCUAUUCCAUCCGGCUGGGCUCUGGGCCCCGAUGGUGCACUAACAACAGAUGCUGAGGUGGCCUUCAAAACUGGCCUUCUCAUGCCCCUUGGGGGUUCAGAAACGCAUUCUGGAUAUAAAGGCUAUUGCUUGGGUAUUCUUGUUGAAGUAUUUUCUGGAAUACUUAGUGGUUCUGCUUAUGGUCCUAAUAUUCGCCAUUGGCUGAGGCCUACAGAUAAACCUGCAGACAUAGGACACAGUUUUGUAGCAAUUAACCCCAACUGCUUUGCUCCAGAUUUUGGAUGCCGUAUGCAAGACCUGAUGACAUACCUCAGAAAUUUGAAACCACAAGAUCCCAGCAAGCCAGUACUUGUACCAGGUGAUCCUGAGAGGAAAAACAUGAAACUUGUUGAUAAACAAGGAGGAAUACAAUACCAUGAGAACCAACUCAAGGCAUCGCUGGGACUUGCUCAGGAGUUGUGUGUAGAACCAAUGCAGACAGUACCUAUGAAGACAUGUUAGCAAGUUUCUGAAGCCAUGUACUUAAGGAUAAAGCUUGACCAGGAAAAAAAAGACCAACGUGGAGCUAGAAGAGAGUGCUAAUUGUGUUCAUUUUUAUGAUCAGCAUGAAAUAUCGAAAUAAUUUCCCUUCAAUUUAUUAUGUUAUCAAGUUUGUAUUAUUUGUUACAGUUUUUGUUGUCCAUUAAACAACUUUAUGUCAAUGUGUU